AUGGCAGAAAACGAAGGGGAGGAGCUGCCGAUCCUGCUGCCGUGCGGGGUCUGCUGCAGGACGUUCCGGCCGGAGGUGCUGGAGAAGCACGCGCGGAUAUGCGAGAAGACGGCGGCCAAGAAGCGCAAGGCCUUCGACUCGGCCCAGCAGAGGAUCCACGGGACCGACCUGGCAGAGUUCCUGCCGGCCGCGGCGCCGGCGGAGAAGACGCCCGCGCCCGCCCGCAAGCCCGGCCUCGCGCCCAGGAAGAAGCAGCAGCGGGAGCCGGGGGCCAGGCCCCGGGACGAGCGCCCGGCCGUCGCCCGGCCGCUGGGCAGCGAGCGCUGCCCGCACUGCGACCGGCUGUUCGGCCCCAAGUCGUUCGACCGCCACGUGGAGUGGUGCAAGGAGCAGAGCACCCGGAUACCCAAGUCCCCGGCCGCCUCCAAGGCCAAGGAGCGGCUGGAAGCCAGGAUCAAGUACCGAGCGCCGGCCGUGAGGUCGCAGCGCGCCGUGACCCGGGAGAAGUACUCGCCGCUGGUCCGCAAGGCGAGCGGCCGGCUGCAGGACUUCAGUCCCAGCGCCGGCUACGGCUCCAACGCCAGCCUCGCCACCACCGUCAGCUCCGUCUCCGCCGUCGCCAGGGCGCCGGCCUCGUCGCCGCGGCCAAUGAGGGCCAACUCUGUGUUUGAGGCGGUCCAGCGAGUGAGUGUGCGUCAGAGGUCGGCAUCCCCCAGCAAGCGUACACCACUCAUCAGGACCAGGAGUCUGAUAGAGAGGACCGGGCAGCAGCCCCCGCCCGUGAUCCUGGGGGGCAAGGAGCCCCCUCGCGCCGGCAGGGCGCGCACUGCCGCGCCCCCUUCCUCCGGGGACCAGGAGAGCAGGUCUAGGUUCCCUCGAGUCCUGAGGGGCAACUUCACCACCCCUAACCUGCCCAAUUUCACAGUUAUUCUCGGUGAUCCAGCCCCGUCGGAGGACGGCUACGACCCGUACGUGUUCGCGGAGAGGCAGAUGAUGGAGCUGCUGUCCCACGUGAGCAGCCGGCGCGUGCCGGAGGUCGUCCGGCCCACGCCCAUGGCCCCCGCCGCCCUCGCCACCUCCCCCACCUCCGCCUUCACCAAGUACUCUGCCCCCGCGGGCCCGGAGGUGCCGCCCCCCGGCGGGGACGCCUUCCGGAGCCUGUCGCUCCUGCCGUCGUCGCCCGCGUCGCGCAUGCGCACCAAGUACCGCGCCAAGCUGGAGCGGGCCGCCCUCUCGCUGAAGCGGUCCGUGUCCCUGUUCCGCCCGCCCGCGGAGGGGGCCCGCCCCCAGGAGAGCCCGCCCUCCCCGGGCCCCUGCCCGGACGGCGGCGACGGCACGGAGGACGAGGAGCUGCUGGCGCACACGGCCGGGCUCAAGAUCAGCGCCGACUCGGCGUACAGCAGCCUGAACCGCCGGUCCCCCCGCCUGUCCCGGAGCCCGGAGCAGCCCGCGAGCAGCGCCCCGGACACGGACCUCCGUUGCCCCAGCCCCAGCGGCUCCGAGACGUCCCUCCCGCAGCUCUGCCCCUCGCAGGUGGGUCCGGGGCGGAGGAGCCCGCCACAGCCGCCCGCCAGCCCGCAGAACUGCCUCGCCAAGCUGUCCAAGUUCUGCCACGAGUGCGGCACCCGGUACCCGGUGUCCAUCGCCAAGUUCUGCUGCGAGUGCGGGGUGCGCCGGCUGGUGGUCUGAGUCCCCUCCCCGAGCCCCACUCGACGUAGCAUCACUCACCGACUCACCACUCUCCAUUCCCGCACGCUCGACACAACGCUGCAACGUUCCGGCCUCGUUAACCGCACUCACCACCGUCAUCUCACUCAUCUUCUUGCUCAUUCGUUUUUGAUACUAUUUGUAUUUUUGCUACUAAAAGUAUUAAGAGAAUUAUUUGUUGCAUGUUUUUUUAGUUCAGAUGUUUUUUCGAUUUGUGUGUUGAUUGACCAAAAAAAGUAUAUACAGUAACAGUAUUUAACAGGGUGCUAACUGCUAACAUAAUAUAAUAUGAUAUAGGCAGGUUGACUGGUUUGAAUUAAUUUUGCGUGUUUAAUUUUUUUUACCAAAGGGGAAUGGAUUUGCGACGAGAAUUUUUUUGGCCUAGACUAUAACCAGGCCACAAAGUUAUCUUUAAUACUAGGGAUUAGGAAUGAAAUUUGUUCAGCUGAGAAUGUUAUGAAAUGAAAUUAUAGUGCAAAAUGUUAUUUCCAUGUAUGUAUGUAGUAUUAUGUUUCUGAGCCAGAAGUAGCAUUUACAAGGAAGUUUUUUUAAUUACAGGUGUGCACCAACCUAGAAAAUGUGCAACCUACAAAUAAAAUGUACUUAGGAAAACUUCUGAUUGUGAUGCAGAAACAUGCUUGGGCAUUUGGCCUGUCAACUUGGUAUAGUGUUGGCGUAAUAUGUUAGACUGAUUCACAGCCAUGUUUUUGCUAAUUUUAAAUUGAUCCUUCCUUUAUGUGUGCUCUUCUAGGAUAUAAUUUUUAUGGGAACAUUCAUACAUGUUAAAAUGUUACAUUCAAAAUUGUAAAAAAAAGAAAUAAUGUCUAAAUUUUCCUGAGUUAAUCAUGGAACCUAGUGUUAGACCUAUUUAUGUUAUUAGAUCCAUGUGCUGUGCCAUAUUCUACGUUUUUUUUUUUGCUAGUUAUGUAUUUGUAUCUCUGCAUGUCUUGUGUAUCGUUUUAACUCUAGAACAUGCCUAUUUGCUAAAAUAUUAAUGUGUUUCUUUACAGUGUGUCUCAUUUUAUCACUUUUUUAGUGAUCUAUAGAGUAGGUAUGGAAUCCAUCACAUCUUGGUUUCGUAUGCCUAGAAAUGUGAGCCAAUAAUUUACACGACAAAAUCAGUGAAUGUUUCUUAAUCUGGCACAGUCAGGGCCACGGUCGUUCCGGACCAGUGAUUUGGCCGGAUUAUCGAACAUACAUUGAGUUUUGACGGGAAUACCGAAUGUGGAAAUGCGGAACUGUAACUUGCCGUAGAACAGUAAACGCUGUGCCGAAAUGAAAACUGACAAUACUGAUAAACUCCGUGCGAACCAAAAAAAAAAUGCAAGCUGCGCAGUCACCUGACAUGGCGUUUAAGGUUAGUAACCUAAACCUGCCUGAAAGAAUCGGAACGUGAGUGGCUCGAUUGUUGUUGGAUUACAUGCAUUUUAUGCCAGGUUAAAUAUCGUCACUGUACAAUGUGGGCGCAUACAAAAUGGAUAUGUGGGCAGACUGUUAGCUCAAGAGUAGGAAAAUGGAUAUGUGGGCAGACUGUUAGCUCAAGAGUUAAGUCCAGGAAAUAGUUGUUGUACAUCAGCGGUUUACAUAUGAAGCUUAGGGAUCUGCACCUUUGUGAUCUAUUUCUUUUGAAAAAUACGUAAACUUGAAAAUAAUCUUUAUUGGGAAUUUUUUUUUGUAAGUAUUUAAUUAAUUCAUGUAGCUUAAAUACUAUACAUUUUGUUUUUGUUCCUGAACUUUUUUUAAAUUUAUUUUGAAGUAAAUGUCUUUUUUUAGUGAAUGUAGAUAAAAAGCGCAGCUAAGUUUCCUGGUGAGCCUAGCUAGAGUUUUGAAAUUAAAAACUGGAAGAGCUGCUUUGUUGAUUUUAUGACUGUAAUUACAGUAGUUUUUUUCAGCAGUGUCAAACAGAUCUCCCCAUGUCUGAGGAGGGACCUUCAGCGACCAAGAUCGCUGAAUUGCGGCCCUCUUGAGGCACAUCACGACUUGUUUAUGAGCACUGUGGCUCAGGGCCGGAUCUACUGCCUGUGGGCCCCUAGGCUGAGUCUGUGGUGCGGGCCCUCUCUAAGAGGAAGGGGGGGGGGGGGGUUAUAUGGAGUAUCCCCUUCCAGUGAAACAGUGGGUGCCUCUUGCCUGGGUCUGGGUGGCUAGUUUAUUUCAAUUGACCUACAAAACUCAUAUUUUUGAUCAAUUUUCUAUUUUGAAAAAAAUUACGUAGUUUGAUAUUAAACUAGACAAUUUAAACCAAACAGUAUUUAGAGGUUAAGGAAUUAAGCGACACCAAAACCAAUGAAAAUAAUCAAAAAUUAUUUAUGCAGAAUAGUUCAGUUCAGCGCAAUUAAUCCACACAAAACAACUGGACAAUAUGUCGACGUGUAUUUUAAGAAUAUAAGAAGAUCCAAAUUGCAGCAUAAUUUCUUUUUAAUGUCGUGUGGUGCGGGCCCCCAUUUGUGGUGCGGGCCCAUAGGCUACAGCCUAGAUGGCCUGCGCGUGAAUACGGCCCUGCUGUGUUUGUAUCCAAGCAGUUCACAGGUCCUGUCACAUAACUAUGUGACCUACAAUAUAGCCUUAAGGAGCUGGCUUGGUUAGAGGUGUGUUUGUGUUAGUUGAGGCAGGACAAAAAGAAGUGUGACAUGCGCAGUCUCCUCAUCGUACGUAGGACAACUGGGAGACUUGAGCAGGGACCGUAUGGCUGAGAAAUGAAAAUAAAAGGCGUAGUGGUGUUUCGUGCCUGAAAAUUAUUCCGAAUACAUGCGUUGUAGCCAUUUUCACUGUUCACUGUUCUAAAAUUACAGUUUAAAAAAGGAAAUACGCAAUCAGAACUACUUAUUCACACUCGGCAUAAUCUUAAAUGCUUUUCAUAAAAAACACCUCACGUGAAUACAUAUCUGGAGCAGUUUUCAAAUCAUGUGGGUUUUUUUUUUCUUCUUUUUUUUCUGAAUCUCUGCACAUUGUAUGCGUGCUCAGUUAGGUGGGGCCCUUAACAUUUGCCCAUUUAUGUUAAUACUUUACCCAGAUUUCACUCGAUUAUUAAUCUCAGUUACAUGAACUCAUUCAUGCACAUUAUGUGCUCUCUGUAUUUGCAUUUUGUAGUUUUAAGUGUGAUGGUUUUACUAGCAGUAACUAUCACAUUAUCUUCUGAUCCUUGUUGGACCAUUUGGUUUGUGUGCUUAUAUUAAAUCUCCGGGGAGAAUUCUUGUAUUGAAGUAAAUAGUUUUGUUAGAAGCAUUCACUAUUUUAAAAGGAAUUUUGUAUUAUUUUUUGUUUUGUUUUUUUAGUGUUUCUAGUAUUGCUUGCCCACUUUUUAGUGAUUAUGUGAUUAUCACUGAUUUUUUCUUCUUUUUUUAAAAUCAGAUCAGAAGAAAAUGUGUAGAGAAUAUGUUGUCAAUAAGGCAUGGUUAGAAAAACUGUAUGAAUGUGUAACCAUUGUUUUGAUACUUUCCAUACAUUUUUUCAUCACUUAUAUAUAUUUGCUUUAUAUGCGUUAAGAAUUAUGCGUGCCAAGAAAACUUGAAGGAAAAGGACCUCGUUACGGUCACAGUCAGACCAUGCUGCUCAACGAGUUCAAUACAAGGUACCGAUCUCGGGGGAGAUCCCUCUCGUGGUGUUUCACGAAGCAAGCUACUCGGUUGAGCUUGUGUUUAUUUUUCUGUAUCUUGUUUCUCUUACGACAAGCAUUCCACCAAUGCCCCAUUCCUAGCCUGAUCUCACGUUAUCCGUUCUUCAUGCUAGCCGUGACAUGACCGGCAGGUAACUUUUGUAGAGGUUUCUUGUUUUACUGUUUUGUGGGGUACGUUUUUAUUCCUUCCCAUGAAAAUUAGUACUUUCAUUCUUAUGCUUCUCAAGUUUUUUUUUAUAUUUACGUUUUACAUGUUUACAUGUUACAAAUUUGUUUUUACAUGUAAAGGUGUGUUUGCUUUGGACAGGUCCCGUUGCAUUUUGGACACCACCCAAAAACAACAUCAGUGUGUAUAUUCCAAAAAAAUGGAAACGGCACGAGUUUCGACGAGAAUCGCUGUAAUAACACUGGGUGAAAAAUAUUACAUUUUUCAAAAUGCGGAAGAACCUUUCACAAACUUACCUAUUUAGGUUUGACGAUGAAAUGGUUCUGAUAGGAGCAGGGAUCGUGAAAUUCGCUAUUAGCUUCAUCACACACAGGUUCGUAAUUUUGUCAUGAAAUAUGCACUUUAAAAAAAUUAUCAUUGAUACUAUUUUUUUUUUGUAACUUGUGAGUGAAUUCUGACAGUUAUUCUUAGGCACAGAAAGCUGCUGUAAUGAAAAUGAAAGGAGACACUAACCAUUGAAAUUUACGAGUGCCUUGACUUCAUAAGUUACUUGGCCUUUUAAUAAAUGUUGUGUACAAAACAAUAUUGAAAAGUGCUCUUAUAGAAGGUAGAUUGAGCCUAGGUAAAUGUACUUAUAGUAUCCAAUUCACAGAACUUUCUAGGGAAAUGUGUAAAAAAUGUCACUACAUAUAUUGUUAAAGUUUCAAACAUGUUUAUAGAUGUGCUGUUUUUGAUGUUAAACUUAAAAGGCAUGAUAAAAUAAAAUGACAGGAAAAUUAUCUAUUUGGUGCAUGUGUACUGUUAAGAUUUAUCACCAAGUGCAACUUGAUGAAAUAUUUUCAUUAACUUUGGAAAAUGAAAUUAUAGAAGAAAAUAUGUCAUCAACUCAUCAUCAAUGUAAUCAUGUUAUGUAACAUUUUAAAGAUGUACACCACAGGAGUGUAUAAUCCCCCUGAAAUAAAAAAAAAAACCUUAACAUUCCCCCCAACAAAAGGAAAGAAUUUAAAAUAAACCAUGCAAAGAGAUUCUACACAGCAACCCCCCCCCCCCCCCUCCUUCCCAAUUCCAUUUCCUUUUAUCAGCCCGUAAGGAAGGAAAUUCUGCUUAAACUCCUGGUAAAAUAUGCUGUUUCUUAGAAUCGUCAGAAAGUUGCAAAAAAGUGUUUGAUGAGAUGGUCAAAUCACUAACGUUCUGCUGAAUUAUUGUUCUGAACAUAUGUUCUGUACUGGUAUGUAUUUUUCGUGUAUUGUGACCUAGCUAAUCAGUGUCGCAUCACACCAAGUUUGGGUGGAACUAAGAUCAUUAUGUCGUGCAAAAAAUUACUUUAAAAACAUCACCGCAAGAAAAAAUACUUAUUUAUGACAUUAACUGCACAGUAAAACUAAUUGUGAGUCGUACAAUUUAAAGUCAUUUUGCGACAGUUAUCAAAAUAAUUUUAAAAUAAAAUAAAUAUACACAUUAUGUAGUGAAAAAUCAUAAAUUAUUGCAGACACAUUUUACUUAUGAUCUGUAGGAAUUUCAUUAGAUGUUAUACUUCCAUCAGUCUUGUAUUUAGAACUUAAUUUACAACAUAAAAUAUUUAUAACUUGAAAUAUAUGUUUUUCAUGGACACAUUUUACACUUAUGAACGCUGAGGUUUAUAGUUUGUAAAACAUACUCCUUAAAUGCUUACUAUUUUGAUUUUUGAGCUAUAAAAGUGUUUCAACAUUCCUUGUUUGUAAUUGCAAGAAAAAUAAACUGUGUUCCUGCAUGGAUGAAAAUGAUAUUGCCAAGUACCUAUAUUAAUAUCAUUAGAAUUAAAUCUCUGAACCUUGUCCUGAAUUUGUUCAUAAUAUGUAAUUUAUGAUUAUACUUUCAACCUUAAGCUAGAGACACAUUUUCAGAGAGUUAAAUGUGAUAGUACACCUAACUCCAGAUUGUAACAAGAGGUUUAAGUUGUGUCUUUCUGUUUCUUAACAUUGAAAUUAGAUAUAAUUAUGGUAUAACCGGCCAUAACUCUAGUACCAUGUGUGAUAUUGACUUGUUUGAUUGAAAUUCCUUAUUAAUACAACUACAUAUGUAUUAUUUUUGGUACCAUUGAAAUUAAUGUAACAAAAGACAUCACAGUAUAUGAUUUUCAAAUAAAAUAAUCGUAACAAGUGAUUUAAUUAAAAUUGUGUUUUAUUGAAACCCAGAUGUGUGGC
Molecule: messenger RNA, 7669 nt
Organism: Bacillus rossius redtenbacheri
Lineage: Eukaryota; Metazoa; Arthropoda; Insecta; Phasmatodea; Bacillidae
Product: zinc finger C2HC domain-containing protein 1A-like
Exons: 9
Coding region: 1-1689 (562 amino acids)
Source: RefSeq, a predicted model, not a curated record